Molecule: messenger RNA, 2635 nt
Organism: Spizellomyces punctatus DAOM BR117
Lineage: Eukaryota; Fungi; Chytridiomycota; Chytridiomycetes; Spizellomycetales; Spizellomycetaceae
Exons: 1
Coding region: 21-2345 (774 amino acids)
Biological process (GO): mRNA splicing, via spliceosome
Cellular component (GO): catalytic step 2 spliceosome
Molecular function (GO): protein binding; RNA binding
Source: RefSeq, a predicted model, not a curated record
GAAGACAACUCGAAAUCAUCAUGGCUGGAGCGGAUUCAGACCCUCAAAGUACAUCUUCUCACGGGAAUCGCUCCCCAUCCCCUGCUGAGGAUAGGAGGCUUCGUCCAUCUGCUUCGAUGUCUCCUUCACCUGGUCCGCUACCUGUUUCCGCAUCGCUUCCAUCGCACCACACCCCUUCGUCUGGAUCAUACUCUCCAAACAAUGAUAGCGAGCAGAUCCAGUCAGUGGAACGGCCAACGGACCGGCCCGCGACAACGAUUGGACGAGCGGGGGGUGCCUAUAUUCCACCCGCACGGCUCAGGGCUAUGCAGGCAGCAAUCACUGACAAAAGCAGCCCUGAAUACCAACGAAUGACAUGGGAAGCUUUGAAGAAGAGCAUAAAUGGUCUGAUCAACAAAGUGAAUACUGGCAAUAUAAAAAAUAUUGUGGUGGAACUUUUCGGCGAGAACCUUAUUCGCGGCCGUGGGUUGCUAUGUCGGAGUAUUAUGAAGGCUCAAGCUGCGUCAUUACCGUUCACCCCUGUGUAUGCAGCCUUGGUCGCUGUCGUCAACACGAAAUUUCCACAAAUUGGUGAACUACUGCUGAUACGGUUGGUGGUUCAAUUUCGUCGUGCAUAUAAAAGAAGCGAUAAGGCAGUUUGCCUUGCGGGAGCCAAAUUUCUUGCCCACAUUGUCAAUCAAAAGGUCGCGCACGAGAUUAUAGCCUUACAGCUACUGACUCUGCUCCUGGAAAGACCCACCGAUGAUUCGGUCGAGGUCGGAGUGGGAUUUAUGCGAGACUGCGGUGCUUAUUUGUCUGAUAUCUCGCCCAAAGCCACCAACGGAGUAUUUGACCGUUUUCGGGCGAUUCUGCAUGAAGGGGCCAUCGAUAAGCGUACACAGUACAUGGUUGAGGUGCUUUUUCAAGUACGAAAGGAUAAAUUCAAAGACAAUCCGGCGGUCCCAGAGGAGUUAGAUUUGGUAGAUGAAGAAGAUCAAAUGACCCAUAUGGUUUCUUUGGACGACGAGGAUAUUAACGUUGAGGAGGGCUGCAACGUUUUCAAGUAUGAUCCUAAUUAUCUUCAAAAUGAGGAAAAAUAUCAGCAGAUGAAGAAGGAGAUACUGGGAGAAGGCUCCGAUGACGAGGAUGAGGAGGAGGAAGCCAGUGAUGAUGAAGAGGAGGAAGAUGAAUCAGGGAUGGUCCGCGCUGCUCAAGAGCGACUGCAAAUACAGGAUGAGACCAAUACGAAUCUGAUUAACCUGAGACGUGCCAUAUACUUGACUAUAAUGUCGAGUUUGAAUUUUGAAGAAUGUGCCCACAAGUGCAUGAAGCUGAAAAUCCAGCCGGGGCAGGAAAUGGAGCUGGUGAACAUGAUUAUCGAGUGCUGUGGACAAGAGAGAACGUAUGUUAAUUUCUACGGUCUUCUGGGAGAGCGCUUCUGCAGAAUCAAUAAAGCUUGGUCGGAUGCCUUCUGUCAGGCCUUUGAAGAAACUUACAAGACCAUCCAUCGAUAUGAAACAAAUCGACUCCGAAACAUCGCGAAGUUCUUUGCUCAUCUUCUUUCUUCCGAUGCUCUCACGUGGGAGGUUUUCGCUUUAAUAAGGCUUACCGAAGCAGACACGACAUCGUCCUCACGUAUUUUCAUCAAAAUUUUGUUCCAAGACUUGUGCGAAGCAUUUGGUCUGAAGAAGCUCUAUGAGCGUCUCAGUGAGCCAACCAUGAUCGUUCAAGUGCAGACAGAAGCCGGAUUCAUAACGCGUGGUGUUUUCGAGGGUUUGUUCCCAAAAGAUAAUCCUCGCAAUACGCGAUUUGCGAUAAAUUAUUUCACAAGUAUCGGUCUUGGUGGUCUAACAGAGGAUCUGCGAGAGUACCUCAAGAACGCGCCGAAAUUGAUCAUGGCUCAGCAGCAGGAAGUCGAGUCGGAUACAGAUUCUUCCGACUCGUCGGAUUCUAGCAGUGACUCCGAGAGUGAUUCAGAAAGUGAUGACAGCGACUCAGAUAGCACGUCUGGGUCUGAGUCUGAGUCUGACCAUUCGAAUUCAGCGCGGCUUUCUGGCAGAAGCACGCGGGCUCCUCACCCGGACCUGGACCGAGCAAGAUCACGGUACUCGAAAUAUGACGACAGAAAGGAUCAUAGCUACAACGGAGAAAAAGAGCGGUCGUCCGUGAGGAGUGAUCGUCGAAAUGACCGUUACAGCAGAGAAGACGAGAGCAGUCCCGGGCGAGACGGUGGUAGGGGUAGGAUGGGUGAUAGGUAUCGCAGAGACAGUUAUCCAAAGCGCCGAAGAAGCAACACGCGCUCCGUCUCACGUAGUCCUCGUCGUGAUCGUGGUGACGGCCGUGAGAAGAGGUACCGUCGCGACUAACCCUUUGCCUGAUGGCGGGUUUGUUCUGUACCUAUACUUUUGUGUACAGAACAUGGAGCAUGCACUUUUUGCAGACGAGGGGAUUUUCAAAUGGCAAUGAGGAAGUCGCGACCAUAUUUUUCGGCAGUUUAGGUAGACCUGUACAUGAUAAUAUGUAUCUAAAGCGAUGCGCAGCGACAUUCCAAUUACUUGUGUCAAGAAUUGGGCACUCGUUACUAUGGCAAAUCUACAGCACCACUCUCACCCUCAUUCCUAAUAUAUGUAUUAUAGUUAGGUAUCCAUGCCCCUGA